CAGUUUUCCCAAGCACUCGAUGGUAAUAAAAACAGCCGCUUCCCCUGCGCUCGACUGCUGCUCCAAGGCUGCAAGAAAAGGGCAGGUUCAGCACUGCAUCGCCCCGGGAGGGGUUACGCCGGGUGGAACUGGAGUGGAAGGCCGGCUCUGCAGCAGGACGCGAGGUCCCUGCAGGGGAACCCUCCGGACCCAAGUGGGGCUUCGCGCCCCCCGCCACCACGCUCUGGUUAUGCCAUCCCGGAGAAUGGUUCCGGGACUCGAACCACCACACUGAAAAGCACAGAAACUGAGCUUCGCUGAAGACAAUACUGGCCUCAGAAAAGAGAAGCAAAUUGACCAUGAAAUAAUAGGGAUUUUCAGACUUCAAAGAGGGCGUAACAAACAACGGAAAGCAGCCUGACAACCCGAGAGAUGUGCUCCGGGACCUCGGACAAGCUCUUUGAACCCUGCUCAGCGAAACAUUUCGGAUGGAUCUCAUUAUUCCUAAACCCACGCUGAGUGGUGGAGAUAUCUGAGACAAAACAAAGUUAACUGCAGCCCUUCCCUCAGCAGCCAGCUCCAAACUGUUCUCAGCCGAGCAGUGAUCUUUCCCCAUUCACUUGCCCUGAGUUUUGCCAUCCCCUGGGGGCGUUUGUCUCAUUGCUUUGGAGCUAUCCCACCAUCCCAAAUUGUAUUGGAAUAUUCCUGAACCUUCAGGUCAACUUUGCCACUGCAAAAACAACUUCUGAUCAUAUCCAGCCUGUGUCACAUCGAGAUUUCAUUUCCUGCCACAGCAACAGUACCAUCUUUGUGUCAAAGCAUCAGGACACAAACAAGCAGGUCUUGUAGGACGAACCAAGGGUGGCCACCCCGCUGGCAUUUCUCCCCACACGAAGAGCUGCCAAGCAGUCCCAGUUUGGACGAGGCUUUGAAAGUUCCCAAAAAUAGCAGGUGCCCAAAGCGCUGGCUUUGUGUUGAUGCACGCAAUGGCUUUGCCUCGGGAGGAGACCACUGCAAAAAUGGCAACCCAGCUAGCCUGGGCCAGCAGGCUGCCGCUGAAAACCGGCCUCCUGUGAUUGUACAGUCACUCCUGCACAAACUGCUCCCUGCGGUCUGCAGUUAAAGCUUCCUCUCUUCUUUCCAGGCUGAUCAGAAGUCUCAAGGCUUGCAAGUGUCUCCACAGCCCUGCCAGCGCUGCAGAAACGCUGCCCAGAGGCAACCAGCAAAGGCACGUGCAGGAACUCGGUGUUUUGUCGGCGGCUCGAGGGAAGGUCUCUGCUACGGGAUGAACUCCCCCUGGUGCUGGGGUGCCACUGCAGUUAGGAAAGUGGAGUAAAAGGAAAAAGAGAGAGGGAAGAUGAAGAAACAAUGCCUUGCAAAGGCAGAAAAGCACUGGUUUGGGGGUAUUUGAAUGCUCAGAGCUGCUGGAGGAGGAAACUGGCCCAAAACCUCGGUGUGGGGGGAACACCCCCGCAGACAGGGAGAGCUCAGCCCCCAUCGAAGACACGGCUGGAAGCCCGGUGUCUUGUUUCCAUGCCGUGUAAGAGGUUACCAUUUUAAAUGUUCUCACGGCACGUUCCUACAGCCUGUGCAGCUACCGGAGCCACCGACUUGCCAGCUCCCCCAGCAGCAAGGUGGGGCGGGAUGGGACGGCGAGGUCUCGCUUUGGCCAGGGACAAGCAGGGACGCUGCCACCGAGCGGAGCUGAAUUUCUGUUCCGGGAACAGCGCGGACUCACAGCUGGGGAGCAUUUGGGAAAGUCAGGAGCCUCAGGGGGGCUGAUCGGUGGUGGUGUGCUGCUGGAGAGAGCUCCAGUGCUCCUCAGAGCGCGCAGGUGAGCAGAGGAGAGCAGCGCCAGGCAGAGCAGCGCCCACCUGGGGAUGGCCGGGGCCCUGCGGGGGCACAAAGCACGGUCGGGGAGGCAGCGAGGGCCGGGAGCUUCCCAGGGGAAGCCCAGGGCAUCGUGCAGCGGUUGAUCGGAUGGCAGAUCUCCUCCUGCCAAAAAAGAAAGCCUGGGCCCCAAGGCCAGAUACGCUGGUGCCACAUCAAGAAGGUGAUUGCUACUGAUACGCAUUGACAUGCGCAACUAGAUCUGGAUCCCCUUAAAAGCUGCAGAAUCAGGCUUAAGCAAGCAGUGGAAUAUUUUAACACGGAGCAGUACAUGUGCAGCUGUCUUUACAUACCAGAAUUGUUAAUGCUAACAAAAAUAAAGAUUAAACAUGGAAAAGACCAUCUCCAAUGUUGUAUCAAAACAGCCCUGACCUGCAGCAGCAAAGCAACACCCCAAAUCUAUAUUUAUACUGUUUCAAACACUAUAUUUAUUUGCUCAGCCCGCAACGCCUCCAAGAAGGCAAGGAGGGGAGGCCAACGUUUGCAAAUGACUAGGCACUGUGAGUGUUUGCAGAACUGUUAAUCAAUUAAGAAAGAGAGGAUCGCGGGAUAAUCCCGCCUCUUCUGCCAUGUCCCAGCAGCACUGGUCCCAGGGGAGCUGCGAGGUACGGGGCUGGCCGGGACCCAGGUCCCUGCGGCAUCCUGCCCCUGCAGAGGGAACGCUGACACUGCUGCCAUUGUCACCACCAGACUGCAAGCCACCCACGAGACACGAGCGGGGCGCAGGCGAGCUUUUGAGGAUCACUGUAUGUUUGCUGGCCGGCCUGACUCAUCCCCCAGUCAACGGCUACGAAAUCCAGCGGGGGAAGGCCAGGCCCCGUCAGCAAGCAGCUCAAAACACAAACAGCUGGGAGCCCAGGGGCCUCUCCCCGCAGCCAGGCGAGGUGCCAGUCGUGGCAGAUGCCAACCGGCUCCCGCCACAGGAAUGUGCUCACCGAGGCAUGGAAAUGAAAAACAUUAGGGGAAAGAACUUCCUUUUAUUCAAUAUUUGUGCCCGGAGAAACGGAGCCGACAAGCAGACACCUUUCCCCCAGUAGCACUGCCCUGCUGCCACCCCGCAGCAGGACCAAAAAUAACACAGCAUCCUCCUACCUCUGCUGCGCUGACGGGGCUGGCGGGGAGCUCUCCGGGGCAGGGACGUCUUCCCACCAGCACAGCAUCAGGACAACUACCUCACGGCAGCACCACGAGGAAACACAGCGCUUACCUGAGCCCAGAGCCUGACCCCUCCAGCCACAACAUGCGUAUCCAUGCGGGGAGAGAGGCUCCCUGUUCCCCAGAGCCUGCAACCUCAACCCUCAAAUAGAUAAAGGGUAAAAGAACGGGAAAUUUAUCCUUGGAGGAAGACAGAAUAGGAGGUGGUUUGAGGUCUCUACGGUUUAACCUCUGAAAGGGGUCUAUGUUCUAGAAAUACACGUGGGUGGAAUGCAUUUAUGGAUGGAGUUUGCAAGGACCUCACCAGCUUUUAGCUCCAAUCUGACCCAAGCUAGCAGAAAUGGUUAUCUGUCAGCCAGUAAAUCUUUGCAAGGGGAUAAGGAAACCAAGGAUCAAACAUCAGCUGCGCUCAGGGAGGAAGCACAGAUCCACUUCCUAGCUUCACUGUCCAACAGAAACAGCCUGAACUUUAAAUCUCACCGAUCAGUUGCUCUUGCACAGCAGAGCUGGGACACAGCUUUCAGGAAUUGUUCAACAAAUGGUUUCAGGUCAGACUAAGGGAGUUGAACCUGCUCAGAGAAAAGUCAGUCAGUGGAAAGAGAAUGUUUUAGAGAGGUGAAUUGUUUUCUUUUCCACUCCCCGUCUGGGCUUUACUAACGGCACACACUGGAGGGGCACUCUCAGUCCUGAUCAACCUGGAGCAAUGGAGGAAGAUAUGGAGGGGUCUGUGCACGCCUUCUUUCACUGCCUCAAAGGUCUGAAGACACUCAGAGAGAGAUUCCAGUGGUCAAAGCGUGUGCCCAACUCAGUAGCUGCUGAAUCAGGCGUAAGCAAAAAUACCGAUCAGCAUUAUUCUGCUGAAGAGUUCUGAAUUCUGCAGUAACUACAGCAGUCAGUGCUGCAGCAGGUCCCUCCGGCAGGAGCCCGGAGGUCCCACAGUGACAGCACCCCUCGGGGGACGAGGCAGGGAGAAUUACUUCACGCUGAAGCGGGCGGUGAGGCCCCCGCUGCUCACCAGCAGGGCGUUGCAUGUCAGGACUGAAUACUGGAAGGCUGACACGGCCUGGUUUGCACCGAGGUCCCCCGUUACAUCAUCGUUCAGCCAAUCCCAUCUGCCCCACAGGCUCGCCAGCACCUACAUUCACACCCCAGAAGCCCUCUCUCCCCCCCCAGUUAGUCAUGCAGCGAAAACGCCGCUUGAACUGACAGCUGCUGCCGGAGCUGGGGCUGCCAGGCCCUUUGCAUAACGCCGUCUGGAGCAUGCUCGGUGGCGCUGGCUGAUUCCUCGGUGCAACAAUGGAAAAACCCAGAAAUCUCUGUGAAUAAGCCAGUCUGUGUCCUAAGGCAGCCCUUGGAUUUCCUCCCUUUCUUGAGACUGUCUCGCCUCUGCAAAAGCUCCACUGGGGCUCCGCAGCCAGGCUGAGCAGCAGCGAGCUCAACAAGCUCGCAGUUAUGUGCUCGGCUCCCAGCUGUUUGCUACAGCCAGGAACUGGCUGCAAGUCAGUUCAAAAUGUUCCACUUCCAAACCCCACCCCGCGACUCCUGGAUCGCUCCCCUCGCACUCACAGGAGCAGGCGCUGGGGCUUUUAACUGCUUUGCUGAACGUCUGUGUCGGGAGAGCGGGGGAGAUCCCGUGCAUUAGCACACCUCUGCAUCACGACGCCUUGCAACGGCUCCUCCAAGACCGGCGCCAACGCGGCCCCAGCCCCUGCUCCCGCUGCAAUUCGCUCGCUCUGCAGCUUCUCCAUCCCUUUACCCAUGCCUGAGUCUUUCCCUGCCCACAGCUUCGUCUUGAGAGCUCUGCCCUGCACCUCACCAGAGUCAGGCCCGCCGUCGGCACCACUGGCCGGCAUUUCUUCCUUCAGUGUCACGUCCACCAGCCUGUGCCUCACCGCUUCCCUGCGGGCUCUGCCUCUGCCCCGUCCCUUGUUGGAAGGCAAUGGCCACUGCUCCCCGGUUCCGUGUGCUGAGAACCCCGCCUCGUGUCACACCCCGUGGGGAAGACACAGCAGCAAGGAACAAUAAAUGUGCUCCCUUUCUUGACCAGCUCCUCGGUCAGCCUAGAUCUGAAGGUCUUCAACCCAAAUUUGCAUUGCAAAAGCACCUCCGGUGCUGUUGACCACUGGCAUGACACCGUCUCUCUCCCAUCUUCUCCAGUCCCUGCUCAAGCAAACUCCUUUGAAAUCAGCAGGACAAAAUCCUCCAGAACCCCUACUCUGUGAUAACAGGAAAAGGUGCUUCUCCCCCCAAAAAGUGCUUCUCCCCUAACUGACCUACGCUACCGCGCAGCCCGGGAGCCUGCUGAAAGCUUCAGCACAAGGACAACCACCUAUGGACGACAAGGUGACUGCGAAGAGCAGCCGCGGUCCUCGCUGCGCACCCUCAGGCUGCCAUUCAAGCGGAACAGGUUGCUUUUCCCCCGCUGGUAGAUCUGGGCCCCACUUGGCUCAGCAGGGAUCGGAGAGGUUCCCCACAGAGCAGGUUUGCGUUUGUUCUUCCUGACCAUUUGCCUCCCUGUUGCAGAAACUGCCUCUGCACGGUUACUGCCGCAGCGGAGCCCGGCAGCGCCGAGGACAUUCCUCCGCCCGGUGCCAAGGGGUUAAGCUCGCAGUAAGUUCCCAAAGCCACUUGCUUCCAACUGGCUGCUGCCUGCGGUUUGUGGGAAGGGAUUUUGCUUUUUAAUAACAUUAUAAAUAGGGCUGUGUUCAGCAUGCUGCAAACCCAGUUACUCUCUCUCUCCCACCCAUCUCCCUCCUCCUCCUGCUGCUUCUCUUCCCGCCACACCGAUUCCAGAUCUGACCAUGAAUCGGUCGGGCUUCUUCCUCGGUGUCCUCCUGGCGUGUCUCGCCUGCAUCGUGCACGCAUGUCCCCCGAGCUGCCACUGUCACGGCGGAGACCUGCAGCACGUCAUCUGUGACAACGCUGGGUUGAAGAAGAUCCCCAAGGUGCCCGAGCAAACGCGGCUGCUCAACCUGCAGAAGAAUAAUUUCCCCGUUCUGCCAACCAACGGUUUCCGGGACAUGAAAAAGCUGGUGUCCCUUCACCUCCAGGGCUCGCGGAUCAAGGAGAUCUCGACGGGAGCCUUCAGGGGGCUCAAGAGCCUGGUCUACCUCUAUCUCACCGACAACCAGAUCAGUGUCAUAAAGCCAGGAGCCUUUGAUGACCUGUCUGAGCUCACCUACCUGUACCUGGACCAGAAUAAGAUCCCAGACUUAUCCAAAGGGCUCCUCUCCCCUCUCGUCAACCUCUUUAUCCUGCACCUAGGCAGCAAUAAAAUCCAGGAGCUGAAACCAGGGGUCUUCAGCGGUGCUAAAGACCUGCGCUGGCUCUUCCUCUCUGACAACUCCCUCACCAGCCUCCUGCCUGCGGCCCUGGAGGACGUGGAAAACCUUGCUGUGCUCCACCUGGACAAGAACCAGCUGAGCAGCUACCCUGUGAACGCCAUGAGUAAGCUCCGAGUGCUGGAGGAGCUGAAGCUUUCUCACAACCCCAUCGAGGUCAUUCCCGACAAUGCCUUCCAGUCCUUCGGGCGGUACCUGCAGACUCUCAACCUGGACAACAUGAAACUGAAAAAGUUUGCAGACAACGCGUUUGCUGGUGUGACCGUUCUGAAGACCGCUCACCUCGAGAACAACCGGCUCACCCAGCUGCCCCGCAACUUCCCCUUCGACAAGCUGGAGACCCUGACGCUCUCCAGGAACGCCUGGCACUGCAGCUGCCAGCUGGCACAUCUGCGCAAGUGGCUGAAGGGCAACCGCACCCGCACGGAGGACACGUGCUCCACGCCCGCGCAGUACCGGGGGCAGUCCAUCAGAGACACCCCUGCCCUGCGCGCCUGCAAGCUGCCCACCAAGAGGUCCAGGAAGGGAAGCCGCCAUUAAGCACCAGGCCCUGGUAUGGCCUGUCCUGGUGACCGGUCACUCCAACCAUCAGAAAACUACUGACUUCCGAGUCCUUCCUUAAGCUUCUUCUACCUAUCAGGAAACAUAUCUGAUAUAUCCGAACACCUCCAGCCUCCUCCGAAUCCCCGCUUCUCUGCUGAUCGCAGGAUGGAAUCCACCUUCUCAAGCUUUUCCGACAUCUAUGUAUUUUAAAAGAGGCAUUUUUAAAACCUAAACUAUGCAUGAGCAUACUAAGACAAGCUAAGCUAGAUCCUGCCGGUAAAACACAGUCAUCUUUCCCAGAGGCAAGGUAACCACACCCCUGAUCAAUCCGUUUGUUUUGAUUGAUCCUACAAGCAAGUAGGAAGGCAGAAGCGUUCUCCCCCAGCUGCUUGAUCAGGAAAAUUGGUCUCAAGCCAUGCAAAAAGACUCCUCUGCCUACCCCCGGAGGGGAUCCCUGCAGGCCAGGGCUGAGGAUGAUAGGUGAAGCGAUGCCCACCGCCCGGUGGCUCUAAGACAGAGCUGCCCUUUUGCUACAAAAGGCAGCGGUUUCCCUAAGUCAGCCAGAAAUCUCCAGGUGAAGCAGUACUGGGAAAGGCUGAAACUGAAGCAAGCUGAGACUGGAUUCCCUCCCACUCUGUGGGGUCUCCCAAGGUACGCGCAUGUCCAAGAGGAGAAGGUGUGCACCGUGCUUCAGCACCCCUCCUCCUCUCUCUGCCCGUACUCCAGAGGAUCUAGCAGGACACCAGGAUGACUGUGGUUUAUUGUCGCGGCUAUUACAAUACCACAGUUGCAACUUAACUGUGUUUUUUAACCCUAAAGAGUUAUAUAAAUAUAUGUAUAUUUAUUCCUCUGUAACUGAGUGUAAAUGACCUUUAAGAGGAUGAAAUCUCCUCCGUUUCCUACAUAGAAAUCAAAUUGUAUAUUUUCUUAUGUACAUCUUCUGUAUAAAGCUCUUGCUGCAAAGAUGAA
Molecule: messenger RNA, 7877 nt
Organism: Cygnus olor (mute swan)
Lineage: Eukaryota; Metazoa; Chordata; Aves; Anseriformes; Anatidae
Gene: CHAD
Product: chondroadherin
Exons: 4
Coding region: 5826-6905 (359 amino acids)
Cellular component (GO): extracellular matrix
Molecular function (GO): protein binding
Source: RefSeq, a predicted model, not a curated record